AUGGAUGGUGGUGCAUCUGCGACUAGGUGGGCGGGGCACUGGUCCCUCUUGUCUGGUUGGCGUGAGGGUAGCGGUGGCGGGGUUCGUCGACGUUGUUCCCCAUCUUUAGGCCUUUGGCUGUUCAUUGCUGUUGCCGGCGUGGUUGUUGGGAGGGUGAGGACUCCUGCAUCAUCUCCGGUUCUAAUCUCUCUUGAUGCCAGUUUGGUGUUGGAUUGCUUCGUUCUUGGAAGCGAUGGGGCUCCGAUGGUAUGCCUGGACGACAGGUCUGGGACUUUGAUGUCCAAUUCGUAUUUGGGUCAAAGACCUAGUGUGGUGAAGAUGUCUACUUCGGUGGUGGUGUGGCGGUCUGCUGUAGUCCAACCAGAUUUCCUUAUUGGCUUUUUGGGUGGUGGAAUGGUGGACAAGGAUGAUGGCGAUCCCGACCUCUAUACGGACGAAGAUUGUCUCUCUGUGGACGACGGUAAUGCUCAGUGGCCGAGGGAUCUCUCAGUUCACUUCCCAGAUCACUGUUUGUCUGGUUUUGGAGGCUUGUGUAAGAGUUUCUGCGAUGGCGGAGAUUCUCCCGACGAAAGCUACGACGGCGGCAGUCAAGGUGGAGGCGGCAGCUGGGAGCACCGCUUUCGGUUUGAAAGCUUCUGGACUCUCCAUGAAGAGUGUGCAGAGGUGGUGAAGGAUGGUUGGCGCCACGUUCAUACUGGGGGCCCUAUGUCUCAGGCAACGAAGAAGAUUAUGAGUACCAGGUUCUCUUUGAAUAGAUGGCAGCGAGAUACUUUCGGUAACAAAGGCCGUGAAAUAGCCGAGAAUCAGGAGGAAUGUGUAGUGCUUUCUGCUCGCCUGGAGCAUUUGUUGACUGAGGAGCAUGCUUACUGGAAGCAACGCUCGAAGGUUACCUGGUUGGUUGAUGGUGAUCGUAAUACUAAAUACUUUCAUCGUAAAGCUUCUAAUAGAAGAGCAAAAAAUCGGAUUCAGGGUCUUUUUGAUGAUGAUGGUGUUUGGCAGAAUACCGAGAAAGGCAUUACAGGUGUGGUGUUGGACUACUUUUGUUCCAUGUAUACUGCGGAAAUCGUAGACUAUAAUCAUAUGCAAUCAGUGGUGGAUUUGAUCCAACCAAAAGUGACAGCAGAUAUGAAUGCAACUUUGUGUGCGCCAUAUACGGCAUUGGAAAUCAGGCAGGCCUUAUUCCAAAUGUAUCCAACUAAGGCACCAGGGCCAGAUGGGAUGCCUCAUCUUUUUUUCCAGCAGUACUGGGAUUCUAUUGGGGGUGAUGUGGUUAAGGCAGCUCAAUCUUUUCUUCACUCGGGUAGGUUGUUGGAUGAGGUUAACUAUACCCAUGUUUGCCUUAUCCCAAAGGUGAAGAAUCCUGUUUCUAUGUCUGAUUUGCGACCGAUAGCACUUUGUAAUGUGCUCUAUAAGAUUUGUUCUAAAGCCAUUGCUAACAGGUUGAAAAGGUUCCUUUCAGAAAUUAUCUCCCCGUUCCAAAGUGCCUUCAUUCCGGGAAGGCUGAUAACUGACAACACUUUGAUAGCUAAUGAAGUGUCUCAUUUUAUUCAUAAUUGUAACUCUUCUACAGAUGGGGUUUUGUCUUUAAAGCUUGAUAUGAGUAAAGCAUAUGACAGUAUGGAAUGGUGCUUUCUUGAGGCAGUUCUUUUUCGGUUAGGGUUUGAUGAAGCUUGGAUUCAGGUUAUCAUGCAGUGUGUGUCCUCCGUGCGUUACUCUUUCCUAAUUAAUGGUCAACCUAAAGGGUAUCUGAGUCCUUCUCGUGGCUUGCGGCAAGGAGAUCCUCUCUCACCAUAUUUGUUUCUAUUGUGCACUGAGGCCUUUUCAGCUCUACUUGAGUGCAAAGCCUCUGCAGGCUUGCUGCAAGGUAUCCAAGUUUGUGCAAAUGCUCCUAGUAUUCAUCACUUGUUGUUUGCUGAUGACAGUCUUAUUUUUGGGAAGGCAAUAGAGGAAGAGUGUGGUCAUAUUCUUUCUGUUUUAAAAGAUUAUGAGAUGGCCUCUGGCCAGAGAAUCAAUUUUUCUAAGAGUAGUAUUGUAUUCAGUAAAAAAGUGAAUGUACAAUUGCAGCAGCAGCUUGCGGAUUUGUUAGGGGUUGUCAUUGUCCCUAAACAUGAAAAGUAUCUUGGUCUUCCCACAUAUGUUGGUAGGAAGAAGUCUGGAACUUUUUCGUAUAUCAAAGAACGUUUGAGCAAAAAACUUGAAGGUUGGCAGGGGAAACUGCUAAGUGGUGCAGCUAAGCAAGGAUGGCGUUUAAUACGCUAUCCGAAUUCUUUACUUAGUCGAAUUUAUAAGGCGAAGUAUUACCCUGAUGGUGAUUUUUGGAGUGCCUCUUUAAUGUCAUCACCCUCAUCUUGUUGGCGGGGAAUUUUUGAAGCUAGAUCUGUGCUUAAAAAUGGAGUGAGAUGGCAAGUGGGAGAUGGUCAAUCUAUUCAUAUUUGGGAUGAUCCUUGGUUACCUAGACCUAGCUCAUUCCGACCUUUUAUUAGGAGGGAUGGUGCUCCGACUUUGGUUAGGGAAUUAUUGCUCCCAGGGUUGUCUUGGAACUCUGAUGUUAUAGCUCAGUGGUUUGAGCCAGAAGAUGUCAUGCUAAUUUUUUUUAUUCCUCUUAGUCAACGGAGUGUUUCUGAUAGAUUGAUUUGGCAUUUUGAUGCAAAAGGGUUAUUCUCAACUAAAAGUGCCUACAAGCUUGCUAUUAAUUUAAUUCAUGUUGAUAUCCCUUCUGUCUCCAACCCAACACCUUUUGUGGAGACUUGGAAACGGAUUUGGGCUGCUAGAAUUCCUGGCAAGGUUAAGGUUCACAUGUGGAAGGUAUGUGCUUCUAUUCUUCCUACAGUAGCUCAACUUCGAACCAAGAGAAUUUGGGUUAAUGAUGGUUGUGUUUUCUGCAAUGAUGGAGAUGAAUCUAUUCAUCAUAUUAGUAGAGAUUGUUCUUUAGUGCAUGAUAUGUUACGGAAGGUUCCAGGCUUAAGUUCGGUGAUAUCUUCCAAGAGUGCUAAUCAAGCUUCUAUCUUGGAUUGGUUAUUUCAUUGUAUGCAAAGUCUCUCUCCUGAGUUAUUUGAUUUUCUUCUGUAUCUGUUAUGGGCAGUAUGGAAAGAGAGGAAUCAAAGAGUUUGGAAUAGUAAGACCCUCGAGUUGGAUCAGCUCUUUUUCCAAGCAGCUUCUGGUUUCUCCUUGUUUACUUCUCUCCGUCCGGGUAGGAGUUCCAACACUAAACGAGCUUCAACUCCUUGGUACCCUCCUCCUGCAGGGUGGCUUAAGGCAAAUUUAGAUGGAGCUUUUGACAGUAGUACUAACAUGGGAGGGAUAGGUGUUGUGGUACGUGACUCUGAAGGCCUGAUUGUUGGUGGAACUUGUUGCCGAGUCUCAUCAGUUAGUGCUCCUAUCGUAGUAGAGGCUUUGGCUGGGAGGGCUGCAUGUGCUUGGGCUGUGGAGUUCAAACAGGCACCUAUUAUCUUUGAAAGUGAUUGUCUGCAGUUGGUUAAUUAUUUGAAGGCUGAAGAGGAAGAUCACUCCAUUAUUGGGAGGGUAAUUGAUGACAUUGUGGUCCACUUAGCCUCUAUUCCUAGCUCUUUUUUUCAACAUAUUUACAGAGAGUCCAAUUUGGAUGCACACAAGCUUGCAAAGCUUGCUUUGUAUUCUAAUGUGUCUGCUAAUUGGAAGGGUCCUGUACCUUCCACCAUGGGAAGCUUUGUUGCUUCCUAUUGUAACACUUCUUCUCAUUGA
This is a messenger RNA of Rosa rugosa (rugosa rose), 3720 nucleotides long. RefSeq lists its product as uncharacterized. The coding region runs from base 1 to 3720 and encodes 1239 amino acids. Gene Ontology annotation, molecular function: RNA-DNA hybrid ribonuclease activity; nucleic acid binding. The record is from RefSeq and is a predicted model, not a curated record. Lineage: Eukaryota; Viridiplantae; Streptophyta; Magnoliopsida; Rosales; Rosaceae. The transcript has 4 exons.